Molecule: messenger RNA, 2844 nt
Organism: Oncorhynchus tshawytscha (Chinook salmon)
Lineage: Eukaryota; Metazoa; Chordata; Actinopteri; Salmoniformes; Salmonidae
Gene: sgsm3
Product: small G protein signaling modulator 3
Molecular function (GO): protein binding
Source: RefSeq, a predicted model, not a curated record
UGGAGAAGCGCAGUGAUACCAAAGAGAAACGCACCGCAGACAGGUGCAUGACGCAAAACAGAAACCCCAGUAGUAGAAGAUUUGGCUAUUUUUACAACUAAGAAACGCCGUCGGAAAACAUUGGACAGCCUUUGUAAUUGUACAGAAUGACAAUAAGAGUCUGCUAGUAUCUGAUCUCCCUCCUUUCCCAGAGUGGUUGUCUACACCAACACACACCUUAUUCAUUCUGCUCUCCUCCGGCAUGUCAGGUGGUUACGCUCCAGCCCCUGGGGGCCCCUUCUCAGCCCUGACCUCCAGUAUGUGGCCCCAGGACAUCCUGGCCAAGUACUAUCAGAAGGACCCAACAGAGGAGGCAGGACUGCAGUAUGAUGAGUUUGGCUUCAGGCUGGACAGUGAUGAUGGAGUAGAGCCAGAGCCGAGGCCAGAGCCCCAGAGAGAGGACCCCCAGCAGAGGCUGCGCUGGCAGGCCCACCUGGAGUUCACCCACAACCACACCGUAGGAGACCUGACCUGGGACCUCAUCUCCGUCCUGCCCCGCUCUGAACGCCUCCGCUCCCUGGUGCUGGGGGGCAUACCACACAGCAUGAGACCACAGUUGUGGAUGCGUCUGUCUGGAGCUCUGCAGAAGAAAAGGACUACAGAGAUCUCCUACAAAGAGAUCGUUAAGAACUGCACCAACGACGAGACCACUGCUGCCAAACAGAUAGAGAAGGACCUGUUGCGGACCAUGCCCUCCAACGCGUGUUUCUGCAGCCUGCAGAGUGUGGGUGUUCCCAGGCUGAGGCGGGUACUGCGGGGCCUGGCAUGGCUCUACCCAGACAUUGGCUACUGCCAGGGCACAGGCAUGGUGGUGUCAUGUCUGUUGCUGUUCCUGGAGGAGGAGGACGUGCUGUGGAUGAUGUGUGCCCUGAUCGAGGACCUGCUGCCACCCUCCUACUUCUCCUCCACCCUGCUGGGGGUCCAGACAGACCAGAGGGUCCUCAGACAGCUCAUAGUCCAGUAUCUACCAAGCCUGGACAGGCUUCUGCAGGAGCACGACAUUGAGUUGUCUCUGAUCACGCUGCACUGGUUCCUGACAUCGUUUGCCAGUGUGGUGGACAUCCGCAUCCUGCUGAGGAUCUGGGACCUGCUGUUCUACCAGGGUUCUGUGGUCCUCUUCCAGGUCACACUGGGCAUGCUCAAGAUCAAGGAGGAGGAGCUGGUGUCCUCUGAGAACUCUGCGUCCAUCUUCAACACGCUGUCCGAUCUGCCCAGCCAGCUGGGUGACGGGGCUGCAGUACUGGGGGAGGCCAUGAGGCUGGCGGGGGCGCUGUCCCAGGACACACUGGAGGCCCAGAGGAACAAACACCUGGCUUACAUCCUCAAUGAGCAGGCCCAGCUCAACACCAACAACUCCCACACACUCAACAACAACCUGAAUAAAGUUGUGAGGAGACAGUCGCUACGUAGGAAGUCCACUCUGAGCUCUCUGUUGUGGGGUGAGGACGAGGCGGAGGCUCUCAAGUCUAAGAACAUCAAGCAGACAGAGCUGGUAGCAGCGCUCCGAGAGGCCAUCACCCGCACCGCUGAACACUUCCACUGUCUGGACCCCCGACACACCAGCACUGACCUGACUCCAGACUACUCCAUGGAGAGCCACCAGAGAGACCACGAGAACUUCCUGGUUGUGUCUCGUAACCGACGGAGACGGGCCAAAGCCCUGUUGGACUUUGAGCGCCAUGACGACGACGAACUGGGCUUCAGGAAGAACGACAUCAUCACAAUUUUUUCCCAGAAAGAUGAGCACUGUUGGGUGGGAGAGCUCAACGGGCUGAGAGGUUGGUUUCCAGCCAAGUUCGUAGAAAUCCUCGAUGAGCGGAGCAAAGAGUACUCUCUGGCGGGUGAUGACUCGGUGACUGAGGCGGUGACAGACCUGGUCAGAGGGACGUUGUGUCCUGCCCUGAAGGCCAUCUUCCAACACGGUUUGAAGAAACCCUCCAUACUGGGAGGACCCUGCCACCCCUGGCUCUUCAUAGAGGAGGCAGCCAGUAGAGAGGUGGAGAGGGACUUUAACUCGGUCUACUCCAGACUGGUGCUGUGUAAGACGUACAGAUUAGAUGAGGAUGGCAAGGUUCUCACACCAGAGGAGCUGCUCUAUAGAGCGGUGCAGUCUGUAAAUAUGAGCCACGACUCUGCACACGCUCAGAUGGACGUCAAGUUCCGCUCGCUCCUCUGCGUGGGCCUCAAUGAGCAGGUGUUACACCUGUGGUUGGAGGUGUUGUGUUCCAGUAUGCCUGCAGUGGAGAAGUGGUACCAGCCCUGGUCCUUCCUACGCAGCCCAGGAUGGGUCCAGAUCAAGUGUGAGCUCAGGGUUCUCUCAAAGUUUGCCUUCAGUCUCUCUCAGGACUGUGAGCUGCCUGCCAAGAAAGAGGAGAAAGAUCAGAGGCCACUGAAGGAAGGAGUCCAAGACAUGUUGGUGAAGCAUCAUCUCUUCAGCUGGGACAUCGAUGGCUAGAGACACACACCCAAAGCCUGCAAAAAACUCCCCUGCCCAACACAUGCUGUGUGUCUACCAGAGUGAUCUUUCUGUUUCUUUCAUAUUGACUGCUAUGUCAGAACCCACUACUAGUGUUUCCAUCACUACCUCUCACUAGGAAGUAUUGUAUUGUUCAGACAUUUGAUCAUCAUUCUACAAACACAUUGAUAUGCAUCGUGGUUUCCCUUCCUCGUCUCAACUAAACUGCAUCCGAAGCCUUUCUACUGAGGAUAGUACACUAUAGGGGGCGUGUUCAGCAGGACGCAACUUUAUGGAAUGUUCAGAUAGAAAUAAGCAUUGUAGAACAAACAUGCCUCUGACAUGUAGAA